Molecule: messenger RNA, 450 nt
Organism: Durusdinium trenchii
Lineage: Eukaryota; Dinophyceae; Suessiales; Symbiodiniaceae
Source: the annotation of a GenBank genome assembly
AUGAAGCUUCGGCGGAGUUCCUGGCUGGCACGUGCAGCAGUUUUGUUUGCCGCGGCAGCAACAUGGGUCCUUGGCCAGAACUGGCUCUUUGUUGGACCAUUUUCAACGUCGCUGGCUCCGCCGGCUAAUCCUGCGCAGAGAGGCCAAUCGGUGAGCAGGUAUGCAAGAGAAGUUGAUGAGGAGGAAGUGCUUUUCAAUUUCAGAAAACCCAAGAAGAAGGGCUUUGACCCAAACUGGAAGCGACCCUUCCCGAAGUACAUUCUGAUGGGUGGCGUCAUGAUGACCUUAAUCGGCUACCUGGGAGGAGGGCCCAUUCUAUCGGCAGUGUGGGGCUUGUGCGGCGCUGGGUUCGGGUGCUUGUUUGAGCCUUGGCAGACCCCAGAUGGAACGAUCAGUGGCCUCUACGAUGAAGAUGAAGAAGACGAGGAUGAGGACGAUGACGACGACUGA